Molecule: messenger RNA, 12801 nt
Organism: Rodentolepis nana
Lineage: Eukaryota; Metazoa; Platyhelminthes; Cestoda; Cyclophyllidea; Hymenolepididae
Source: the annotation of a GenBank genome assembly
AUGACAAGAAUAACUCAGCAGCUUACGCAGAAAUUAACCAGGUAUGAUGACUAUUCUUUAAAGGAAACUGGAACAUCAUCUCCUUCAAAAAUUGCUUUAGUUUCGUUUCUUGAAAAUUUAAUCGAGGCUCUGCCUCAUACCACUGGACUUUCUCUGGGUCUUUCACUCACUCGUUCAACUUUUGUUGAAUUGCAACAAUCGAUUGCUAUUUGGUUUCGUUCUAAACUCUCAAUUUACUCAAAUAAUUACAAUGAGAGGGUAUUGACAAAAUUGGGAGCGGAAUUGUUUUCCGAUCUUGGUUCUGAACGUUUUCAUUUCAUGUUGGUUCAACUACGUUUGUCUUUCGAUUCGGAUCUUUCCUCUUUGAAACUUGUUGCAGCUUUGUACAAAGGAGCAAAGUCUGUAGCUACUUUGCCUAUAACCAUGACGCCUUUAUCAAGUUCACCAGAUUCUAAUGAGGACGAGGGAAACCCCAGUUGCUAUGAGGAUUACUUUCUCAUUUCUUCCACUUACCUGAAAUCUUUCACGGGUUCAUUGUCAAGCGAAGAUGUUGGUCAGUCAUCAAUUGAUUAUCUCCUAGCUGAUGCAUUUGAAGAUCUUGGUGGAAUGUCGCUAUCAACUUCUCAAGCUGCUAAUGGUCUCUUCAGUCAAUUUUAUCCAUCCGAUGUUACCGCAAACUUUGUGGCCAAAUGCCUCUGUGUAAUGAUCGGGCCAACCCCUGAUGCCAAAUCUUGUCUUACUUCUGAGCAGUUUAUCCGCUUCCUUCGUUCGAUUGGCAAGAACUUUCCUGAGAACGUUCCAGUGGAAUCGACAGUUGGCGGAUGGCCUGUAGAUACUUUCCUCGACUGGGUACACCGAAUGAACUUUGACCUCACCGCUUCUCAAGUUAUCGAAGCCCUUGAUUGCUCAAAUUUUUACGUCUCUGAUCACAUAGGCCUUUCCGUAUUGAAACGUUUCCUUGUCUAUGAAACUCACAAUCUACAAGAGGUACCCCUAGAGAUGUUCUAUCGUUCGUGGAUAAAUGUUGCAGGACAACUUUCGCUGUUUCAACAAUGUGUCGCCAAUCCAGAUUUAAUUGUUCUCCCUUUAAACACUUCUGUACAUCAUUUAAGUGGACUCAAAUUGGCCGCCGGAGAGGAAAAAACACCAAUGAUACUAAUUUGGAAAUGUCCAGAUUUUGUUGCGGCCGUGCUUCGAAUCUCUACGCUUGGAUAUUUUAACCAGGCCCGCAUUCUUAUAGAGGAAGGACUUAAAUAUUCUCCGGAUAUUGUCACGGCUACUUUGCUUUCAACUUCUGGAAUGGUUCCUUUGAAACUGAAGAUGCUUGAAAAGGCCUUUUCUCGUCUUCUCUUGCCCCACACUAAUUCACACGCAAUUCUCCAGGCUGUGUGGACGGGUCCAUCUAGCCAUUUGACUGAUUCUGAACGUAGAUUACAACGCAGUCUCUUGUUGCAUCAAUGUAUGAAGCUCAUUGAGACAUGGUGUGAUGAUACAUCCCCCCCACUAACGAGUUCGAAUUCUCCUCAAGAUACCUUCUUCAAUCUCUUGAGUGUUAUCCUUCGUCUCCAAGGCGAUCCCAUAAUCCCUAUGGCCCUACUUCUGGGUUCUCGAUCAAAUCCCAUAUCCAAGGCUGUCUUCCAGAUGUGGCCAAUGCGCAACACUUCUGAUGUCUCCUUCUUUAAUACAUUUGGCCUUUUUGAAAUUGUCAACUGGCUAUCAGUGAGAGCACGCCUGGACUUGGCUAUCUCUCUUGUUGCCUAUAUGGUCGAUGCCGUCAGCAAUUUCUUUAAUGACAGUGCCGAGCCAUUCGGGCUACUUAACCAGUGUCCCAGACAAAUAUCCACAUUACAGAAUGCUCUCAGCGGUUUUCUUACUAAUUGGUUUACGGAACAAAUGUGUGUGCCAAGAGAUGAAGCUGAUAUCUUUGCAAUUGAAUUGCGUUCAUAUCUCAGUCGACGCUAUCCAUCGCUGGCUGACAGUGGAGCCCCGAUCUUUUCACCGAAGCUAGAAGCUAAUUACCACCUUCCAAGAAAACUUAAAAGGCCUCCACCUAUGUUUCUUCGCCACAUAAUCAAUUCCGCAUGGAAAGCUAUCAGUGAGGGAUCGGUUAACGUCUCCCCGAGAGUGCAAGCAGAAACUGCUCAAACUUUGGAAUUUUACCUCCAGAACUUGAAUAGAGCCCUUGCCGCUCAGUCUAACCCUAUCUGUUCCGGUCCCAGCGUUUUCAACAGUGUUCCCCAAAUUGGGUCAUCCGUCUGGAACACAAGGGACUCAAAUUCAACCAAUAUCUCUUAUCUAAAUCCCCAAAGCCAAGUUCCUGGGAAUAGGGGCGGAGCUCCCCAAAUGGCGGGGACAGUUCAGCCUUCCAUAGGAGGUGGGCCACCACUCAUCUACCUGGAUUUUACUGGCGAUCUGGUGGAUGCGGAUUCCACUCCAGAAGAUCGCCAAGUGAAUGGCUUCUUUCAUAAUCUACUCCAAGGUUCGGCAUCUGUUGAAGAAAGUGUUAAAAUUCUCUACGACUAUGCUACUCAUGAUGAUGUUGCGAAUAGAAAGCUUCUUGAGGGCAUUCUCAGGAUCCUCACUGCGGAAAUUACCCUACAUUUUCUCGAUUACCCCGAACACGCACUGAAUUCAAUUAUGGAUUUUUAUGGCGGUGUUUUGGCUGGUCUUGUUAAUCAGCUCCCUGUAACACUUCUGUCUUCCCUGUGGACGGCACUUUUAGGCCGUCUAUAUCAGUUCAAUGGCGAGACUCCACUUGAUACCCCUGCUUUCCGAUCAAUUAUUGGUGUUCUCUACAAAACUAAGGCUACAUUUGUACGAUACGCUAAUCUCACCUCCGCAAUCAUUCGAUGUCACGCCUUUAAGCAAUUUCCUCCGGAUCUUCGUGAGACUAUCCUUAAUGCCGAUGCUGUUUGUAAAUCCUAUCAACGUCCCACUACUAACGCUCACCCGCACCUCACCGGUUCACAGUCCCUCAAGGAUCUUCAUGCCUCCGGACAGGCAAUGCAUAUGCAGCAGCCUCAGUCACAGCAAAUGCAACAGUCUGGAUUUCAGACGGAAUGGGCUCCACCAACUUCACCUGAGGAGGGUGUUCGUGAUCGAAUUGUCUUCACCGUCAACAACGUGGACCGAUCAAAUACUAACCUCAAAUGUAAAGAGCUCUGCGAUUUUCUAAAAUCCCCCAUGAUCCCAUGGUUCAUCCAUUACCUUAUUAAUAAACGAGUUACCGUGGAGAAUGCUUUUUUGGAUGUUUUCGCGGAAGUUAUUGAACAGGUGAACCAACGUCAUCCAACCACACGCCAACUUGCCAUCGAAGAGCUUUAUCGAUCCAUUAAGGCGAUACUUCGAAAUAUAAGAUCAGAUGUAGAUGACUCUCAGGCGCGGCUGUAUCUUAAGAACUUGGGUCGUUUUCUUGGAAUGCUCACUCUGGCUAGAAAUCGGCCCGUCAUCUUCGAAGAUCUGAAUUUGAAAGAGCUUAUCCUAGAAGCUCAGGAAAUGGGAGCAGUUGCAUUUACCUAUGUCAUUCCCUUUGUCUCACAAGUUCUUAAGGGUGCAGUGGGCUCUAUUUUUGCCUCUACUCCCUACAUUAUUGCUAUUCUCGGUGUUCUUCGUGAGUUGUAUGAAAACUGCAACUUAAAAGUUCAAUUUAAAUUCGAAAUCGAAAUGCUUUUCAAAGAGUUUCAGUUAAAUGUUACUGAUGUUCCCAUUCCUCCUCCUCCUGAGAUCGCGAGACCUCGAGGUCCUCGGUACAUCUCACUUAAUGCAGGAAAUAUGUCAACCGGCCAGCAUCAGACUCCAAAUCAUCAACAACAAACAGCUGUUGCUGCUCAAACGCGAUCUCUUAUUGUCCAGCAAGCUUUGCAUCAGCAACAGCCUACGCUACAACCAACUUUUGAUCAAUCCGUAAUUGAUUGUAAUCCCCGAUCUCUUACGGCGUUAGCUCAUCAGCAACAGCAGCGUUUAGUGGCAGCUGCCGCUGCUACUGGGCAACAUCCAUCAAUGUAUGGGAAUGUGGGUUCAGCCGCAGGUCGUUCUAAUGUCAUUGCCGCUUUGUUAGAAGGAGCUCAACCGAAUCCGGCUGCUGCAGCUGCAGUUUUAGCCGGAAACACUCAUCAUGGUGGAGCGGAUUCUAUCUAUUCGUAUGCACCAACAGGAGAUGAGAACAUCCGUCGAAAAUUCGAUCCCUCUUACCUGAGCCUCCAACAACAACAGCAGCUGCAACAACAACAAAAUUCACAGGCAGCAGCUGCAGCAGCGUCUUCAAGACAACAACAGGCAGCACUAUAUCAGCAGUUAUCUGGUGUAGUCAAUUCCUCUGGUCAACAGGUUUCUGCUCAGAAUUCGACCUUUAACGCACCGGCAACUGCUGGGUUGCCUCAUGUUGUAUCAGCACCGCAGUUAGCAUCCUCUAUUCAAGGUACCCCACGAGACAUUUCUCAAAAUGGUCCUCAAUUUCACUACGACGAGGUGGAUAUUACUACUGUUCGAGGAGCUGUCAAUAUGGAUGAUAUCGUUCAAUAUAUUUACAAUUUGAACAACUCUCCUGCAGUGUCUUCAAUUAAUUCUCAAGCCGCUGCCAGAGCCCUUAAUAUUAUUCACACUGAUGCAGUUAAAUCAGCAAUCGUGCAGACAGUUGAGAAAUCGAUUGUCAGUGUUAUAAAUCUUCUUGCUGAAAAGUGGAUUAAUGUUGCUGUGUCAACUACAGACUCUCUUGCCAAAAAGGACCAUGCUUUUCAACCCGACCCAGUGCUCUUGAUGCGUUCCGCUAGACAAAUGGCACGUCAUUUGGGCUGUGGCGUCACUUUGUCUCCAGCGAAGGAGGCACUACAGCCUUCUCUUCUCAACUCUAUUAUCGCUGCCAUAUCCAGUCUCACGAAAUUCGACAAGUUGGAUAAAGAUGCAGCCGAGUUGAUUGCAGUGGUAAUUACAUCCCGUGUUUCCCCUGCCGGUGUGGCUUAUAUCCAAAAGACCAUUGCCGAACGUGCAGUUCGUGAAAUUGAGAAGAAAUUUGAAUCAGAAGUGAAGAUACGGCAAGAAUUGGGCCCAGUUAGGUUCCUGGAACAGGCUGCUCGAUUGAACAAAAACUUACCUGAGAGUGUCCAGUUAAAUGCGCAUAUGAUGACUAAUAUAAAACCUCAGGCAUAUGAUUCUCUGGAUAAGACGAUUCCUGGAUUUGCACCCUUGUCGUCCACGACGUAUCAAACGCCUAAUAAUCAUUUUUUAAUUCAGUCAACUGCUGCAGCCGCAACUGGCAAUCCUGCACUAUCCGCCGCUCAACAACAAAUUCUACAUAGAGCGGUAUCUAGCGGUGUAAUGCCACCCCAACAGAGUCAAACACAAGCUCAAUUACCCAACGUUUCAUCAGCUUCAACGAUGGUUAAGUAUCUUCAACAGCAACAGCAGUAUAUGCAGCAACAACAACAGCAUUCAGCCUCCCAACCAACUCCCCAGAAUCAGAUUCAACCCGCAGAGGUGUUCUAUAACCUUGCUUUACAGUUUCGUCAAUUGCUUGACAAAUUGAUGAAGUUACUUCAUGUUUCUGCGCCUUCAGAGUCACCCUUACUACGUGCGCAACAGGAGAUUAUGGAACUUCUUUUUCAGGCGCGGAGUGUAGCCUCAAAUCAAAAUAGUAAUGUUCUGUCUCGUCUAGUAUCUGCCACUGUGCAUUCCUUCCUCUUAUUCUACCGACCAUCACAAUGGCUUGAUCUCCCUGAGGGUCACCAAGUAAUGGAGUGCCUUAGAGAAAUGCACAUGAUUAUAUUCAAGACACUACUCAGCAUUGAGCAGCAUUCAUGGAUUAUCAGGCAGAUAACUCAUAUAUGGAUUCAGCUUCCAGACGGUGAAUCCUCACCUUCAGCAAACCUUACCAAUCCUCCAUCAAAGGUGGAACAACUUUCCACAUUGGCAACGCUUGCAAUAGAGAAGUCGGGAGCUCCAGUACCUGAUUCUAACACUGAUACCGAGUCAGAAACAUGUAAAUGGAAUUGGGAAGCCUUUGCGGAGCUUCUAAGAUUUCAUGUUUUCUACCUGUCGCAAAUUGACGCUUGCUUGGCGCCUAAGGUUGAGGCUGGUCACAAGUUGGCCGUGACAUUUGUUCUUAAUCUCUUGGAUCAGUAUGUUCUGCCUACCCUUGUGGGCUCAUGCAAUCAAGUCGCGAGUGAUUGUGCUCCGAUGGCUAUUAAUGCCACUCAAACUCUUUCAACCUCUCUCGGAAGUAUAUUUAAGGUCGCACAUAAACGUGAAUUCACUGUCCUCAAUGAAUUUGACUUAUGGCUGACUACGCGUGCACUUGAGAGACUUCAGUUGAGCACUGUUAUUUCUCCUGGCGACUUUAACCUACGUCUUCGUUUAUCCUGUGCCAGAAUUCAAGCUAUAAUGGAUUGGGGUCUAUUUGAUAGCGAAGAAUUCAAUACUGUAGUCAAUAAAGAUUCUCCUGAAUUCGGUGUUUUGUUUGCAGGUAUCUCACGAACCCUUGAAUUCGAUGAUACAAAUGUAAUGAAAACAAAAACUGAGCACGUUUUUCGUUGGUGGUUUUAUCAGCGUCCUCAGCCCUGUCCCGGUCAAGCAGAUUUUGAAAGUCAGGCUGGUCAGCUAUUGCAAUUCCUUCAGAGCACUGGUUUGAUCACAAACGAGGAAAAUAUGACACGCUUCCUUCGUUUAUCAAUCAUUUUUGUUAUAGACAGAGCUCAAAAUACUCUCAAAACGGCGGAGGCGAAUACUCUCCUCAAUGCCACACCUUCACGUAGUCUUAAUACUUUACUCGAACUGGAUUCCUAUGCUCGACUUCUUGCCAUUGUCAUCGCAAUGGGUUCACAAGAAGGUGGUGAAAAAGCCAAGAUAACCCUUCUGAAUCGUACUCUCGGCAUUUUGGGGGGCACUCUAAUGCAGAGUCAUGAAAUUAGAACAGAGCAAUUUAAUUCGAUGCCCUUCCAACGUGUUAUGAUUAUGCUACUAAAUGACCUCUUUGAACUCAUUCCCCCUCCAUCUCGGCAAACCAAAAAACCUGAGGAAGCUCAAGAAGAUCACUCUUCACUAACACUCUAUGAUUAUAUUCCCAUUGCUUUUGGCUGUCUAUUGCAUUUUCUGCGUCCAGCCAGAAUGCCCCGCUUUCAACUGGCCUUCCUCGAAAUUAUAAGUCAUCGAAACUUCAUGGAGAGACUGUUGGGCAGGACAGAGCAAGACUCCAUUUCUGCUGCAUAUCGUUGCAUUUAUGCUCAAUUAUUGGCUGAUAUGAUGAGCCAUAUUGCCUUCUUCCUGCAGAAUACCAUCACCUCCAAAGGCAUUACAAAUCUCUAUGUGGCAACAUUCCGACUUUGGAUGGUACUGUUUUACGAUUUUUCCGAUUUUGUAUCGGAGUAUUGUACAUUCUUCUGCGAUGUUUUUCCCAGCGCUGCGAUCCAGUUGAGAAAUCUGGUCAUCUCUAGUGAACCCCGUAAAGAAGGUACUCCCCUCGACCCUCUGAAUGCUCCCCCUGUUGAUCAAUUGAGUCAGCUGGAAGACCCCUUGGGAUACGCAAUGAAAGCCGGUAAUCGACUUCCACCCGUUUUACGGACUGAAAUUGAUUCUUACCUCUCUUCUCGACAACCCGCAAAGUUUCUCACUGAUCUUCCUGCAAUGCUCCGUAGAGUUGAUUCAUUGGCAGUCUUACUGGCAUCUCCCCCUCCCCUGUUGACUUCUGCCAUGUUUGUGGAACAGUCGGAGGGAGGCGAUACUACCUGUCACGAGACUGCACCUCCACAACCCCCUCCUCAAGGUAAGAAGGCGAAGAAAGCGGCAGCAGCUAAGGCAGCGGCAGCAUUGGCUCACCAACAAGCUGUUUUGAGUGGUGCCGCUGUCCAAGCUAAUAUGUCUGCACGCUGGGCCGCUGUGGGCUCUCAAACCCUCUCUGCAUACGGUGUAAACACAUGUUUGAAUUAUAUCCCCGAAUUGAUGACCGAUUUAGUGGUCUACCUUUGCAUUACUGCUGUGAAGAAUCUAAGGGAAUCUGGUCAACCUUUGAAUAUAAGCACUGUGGCUAAGAUGCCUCAAAUGGAGAUUCUGCAAGCUCUCCUGCUAAAUCUGGAUGAUGGUGGUCGAUAUCUGCUGUUGAAUUGCAUCGCCAACCAACUGCGUUACAUGAAUUCGCAUACAUGCUAUUUCUCAUGCAGUCUACUCUAUCUCUUCUCAGAGCUUCCUUCAGAGAAGGCAAAGGAACAGAUUAGUCGAGUUUUGAUGGAGCGGUUAAUUGUCAAUCGACCACAUCCCUUCGGCCUUCUCAUGACAUCAGCUGAACUUCUUCGCAAUCCCAUCUACAAAUAUUGGAAUCAUGAUUUUGCUAGGUGCCACAAGGAAAUGAAAGACAUUGUGACUGUUGUAGCCCGAAGCUGCAUUCCGAACUUUACUCCUCCUCAUGUCAGCAUCGGAAACGGUCCAGCAGUGGGCCAACAAGUGAAUCCGUCCGGACCAACUAGCGCACCGAGUUCAGAGACAAAAGCGGCGGGUGUUGCAGCAACCGCAAAUCUGAUGAAUACAACUUCGAUAGAGGAGUAUUUGAAAAAUCUUGGACGCUUUUUGGGUUUUCUCACCCUCGUUAGAGGCAGGUUGGUCAUCGACGGUGUUUUCGAUAUGAAGUCCCUUCUGCUCGAGGCAAUCGACAAAGGCAAUCCCGCUCUAAUCUACGUUGUUCCAUUUUUAUCGUCAUUUUUCAAAUGUGUAGCAAUCUCGGGAUUCCCUAUAUAUUGCACGUACAAUACGAGGAUUCUUAAGGUCCUGUCAUUGGUCCAUCGUACGGAAGGAGUAGAUCAAAAAGUUAAAUUUGAGAUUGAGGAAUUGUUUAAGGUACUUAAGGCCAAAAGUAUGGAACUCGGGAAUGCCUCAAACAUCUGCUCUUCCCCUAAACGAUUAUACAUUGGUUUUGAUAAUGAUUUGCAUACUAAUAAGCAAUCACUAUUGCCAUGGGAGCUUGAAUCGACUUCAGGAAAGGUCCCUGACCGUAAUGUUAUCGCACUUUUUCAAACCUUAACGGCGCAAAAUAUGUUACCUUCCGUUGGUCAAUCUGUUAGGAAGCAGAUGCCUGUAAAUGUGUUUCGAAGCACGUCUUCAACAUUGAAUUUCUUGAGAUCACAAGUGACGGAUGGAAUUGGGAUGGACCUACAAAAAAACCUUACUCCUCUUCUUUCGUCGCAUCCACCAUCUGAAAUUUUACUCUCUCAGUCUUCUAACUCAAUGCAGCAAUUACCGGGAUCACAGUCUUCUCAAUUCGAUUCGACCCGACAGCCACUUCACCAGCAGAUGCCUCUCAUAAACCACGAGGAUAACUGUGGGCGUCAAAUAAAUUAUGAUGAAAUACUUAGUACUUUAAAUAUACAAGAGGCACAGGAAACACUUGAGUCCCAACACAACGCUCCUUCUCUUCAUGUGGAUCAUGCUUUGCUUCGUGAAGCUAAUAGGUUCCUCUCUAGACCUGAAACCCAAUUUUUAAUGGCGUUUGCAGUUAUUAAGUUUAUCGUGGAAGCAACCAGAAGUGAAUCAAAACGCGUCGCUAUUAACUCGAUUACCAAUUCUGUAAUCAAUGCGAUCACUAGGAAUGGUAUUCCAGAGAACUUACUCAAAGUAGUUAAAAGCAAAACUUCUGAAAUUACGUUUUCACAUGUAAGGCAACUUAUGAAAGGAACUUUCAACACACUAUUUAGAGAGCAUGUAAUGAUAUUGUUGCAUAAUUUUGGCCAUAAAAACCCAUUCAUAGGCGAAUUUGUAACAGAAUUUGUACAGAAGCAAAGCUUUGACAUGCUCUACCCCCACUUCCUUAAUGAUAUGUACAAAGAAGCUCUUGAAGAUGUUAAAAAGCAACUGUUCGCUAUAUCUACAAGACGCCAGCCUGAGUCGCAAUCUCACUCAAGUAUAGGAUGCUUCGUUCACUCAUCUCUAGAUCCAUCUAGAAAUGCCCAUAGAGUAGAAAUGCCCCAAAAUGUGCCUACUGAACAGUCAGUGCUCUCAAAUACUCAGCAACACAGGACUCAAAUGCACUUGAAUCAUCCUCAAGAUGCCGUUAUCAUAGCCCUGCCUUCGCAGAGUGGUAACACAUCAACGUUUGGAAAACAAGAGAGAAAUAUUAUGGAUUUGGUUACAAAAAUCUAUGACAAACAGAUGGCAGACUCAGAAGUUCAAGAACACCUACAGCAUAAAAGGAUUUGUGUUUAUCCAAAUUCUCCACUAAUGAAGGAUUUGCAUAACAUGUCACUACGACGUGGGACUGACGCAUUAACUUCUGCACAGUUGGACACAAUUGACUCUGAGCAGCAUCAAGUUCAGUUUGUUUGUUACAAACUACUCGAUUUUAUUGAUAAAAUUAUGCCCAUCGCUUCAUCUGGUCAUACAUUAACUAUGCUGUCGACAAUUAAACAAUUAGCCACUGAUGCUGUUACACAUUUAUCGUCUGCAAAAGUGACCAUAUGGGGAAGUAUUGUUUGUUGCAUAACAAGUUCCUUUUUGAAGUGUUACACUGCGUCGAAUGAAGAUGCUGUCAAUGAAGAUCAGAAGCAUAUUUACCUAUUUACGCUAAAAUAUAUGUGCAACCUCACUAGAGCUGAGUUUGUUCAAGCGGCAGUUUUCACUGGCUGGUAUUUUGAGGUUGAAUUAGAAAGAAAAAAAGGGGACCUUUUGACUCCCAACGCGAGUAUUUGGAACUGGAAAGCCUUCGCAGAACUCUUUAGACAGCAAUUAGUGGAUCUUGAUAUGUUUGAUCAAUGUUUAUCGGUAGGUAUUGAAAGAAAUUUCAUUGAUUAUGUGGAAUUUUUCCUCAAUCUUUUGGAUCACUUCAUUUUGCCCGAGGCUUUCGAAACGAAAUCGAGUGAAAUAGGUAAAGAUGGCACCAAGGUAUUGUCUACAAAUUGUGGAUUAAUUAAAGUUGUUGAGCAUAAACGCGACUUCAUGGCUCUCAAUGAGUUUGAUUUGUGGAAAUCCAUACGGUCGUUUGUGAAACUGCAAAUGUCAAUUCCUAUUGCAGGUGAUUUUGUUCGUAUCCACACGUCUUAUGCUCGAAUUCGAGCAUUAAUGGAUUGGGGUCUUUUUGAAAGCGACGAAGUUCAGGAGAAAUUUUCUUUGGAUAAUAUAGAAUACCAGCCAUUAUUCAAAGAAAUUUCGAAAUCCAAACUCAGGAAUAGGUGGAGUGAAGAUAAAGGGAAAUUGCAUUGCGUUUUCAACACUUGGUAUGGAUUUUAUAGUAGUUCUCCUUCAAUUAGCAGAAAUACCCUAGCUUGCAUGGCACAGUGCAUGAAACCGGUCUUCCCAAAUGGAAGCUCAGAGAAAGAAGAAGAUGUCAUAGACUUUUUCCGUGCACUAAUUGAUGAAAUCGUUGACACUUUCACUGUGGAUGAAUCGGGAAAUCUCAGAACAAUUAGCUUUGAAGAACGAGAUGAAUUGAGCAGGCGUUCUGAGGCGUUUGGUGAAUUUUUGGCUAUAAGUAUUUUAACUGCCUCAACAUUGCAUAGCAAGAUUAAUAAGUUGAAGCUACUAUGCCACUUUCUGGGAAGCCUGGGUAGAAAAAUAAUUUUUAUGCAUGAAUUGUCAAAAGGCGUAUUCGAUUCCUUGCCCUUCAAACAUAUCUUAAUGAGGCUCUAUAGAACACUACUUGCGACUCAACGUGAUUCUUUACUUAAACCAAUUAUGCGUGAACCUGUUCCAGUUGUCUUUGGGUAUCUUCUACAUCUUCUUCGUCCUUCUCGCGUGCCAGCUUUCCAAGAAGCCUUCUUAGAAUUUCUUGGAAGUGAUGUCUUUAUGAUAAGUAUGCUGGGGGUUGUGACCUUGGCUCAUCACAACAUUUACGCGCAAUUGCUGGUCGAUGUGACAAAACAUGUCAGCAUCUUGGCUCAGUACUUUAUCACACGUAAUAGUUUUACGAAUUUAUAUCAGUCACUUCAUGAUCUUUGGAAUAAGGUUGCUUCCUUGUAUCCAACUUUCGUGUGUGGAUUCGCCCACUAUUUCUCCAACUUUCUAUCUCUUCCUCUGUUCGAUCUGAGAAAUUUAGUGAUUUCUACCAGAAAUGCUCAAGCAACCUUUACGGGAAUCUUGGAAGAAGGUGCCCUAAAAAGUCGGUUAGAUUCAUUACCUGAUCCCACAGGUUAUGUAAUGCAAGCGCACAAGAGACUUCCAUCAGUUUUGAAAUCUGCAGUUGAAUCGUACUUCUCUGUCGGUGCUCCGCUAGAUCUCUUGGAGGCACUUCCUUACGUACUUCAAGCCAGUGAUUCCAUCGUCCAUAUGCUCCAGUCUCCUACGAAACCGGUAAUGGCACAGGAUGAAUUCGGACAAAACAGCAUAUUUCAUAAAGCCCUGCAUCAUGCUGCAAUCAACGUACAGAACCUCACUGACUAUGGAUUCACUAACUCUCUACCAUAUAUCCCUGAUUUGGUAUCCGACUUUCUAGUAUAUUUGUGCAUAGUUUCGGUAGAAAACUGUCAGUACCUAGGAGAUGAUGCUGGCGAAUACUUGAUGGAAAGAUUACCUCUUAUGGAGAUCGUCAAAUCAUUGUUGAAAGCUAUGGGCAAUGCUGGCCAAUACUUCAUAAUUAGUUGCAUGGUUAACCAACUACGCUACUUGAACAAACAUACCAAGUUUUUUGCCCAGUAUCUCAUACAAAUUUUUAAAUUGGCCGCCAAGGAUGAGGAUUUAAGGUGUGAUAUCUUCCGAUGCCUUUUCGAGUAUCUUUUGACGAGGGAGCCCAAAUCGGAGGGCAUUUUGCUCACUUGUGCUGAAAUAUUUCGCGAAUUCGAAAGUAAUUCGGAUGACAGUGAAGUACCGAAGCUAUCAAAUGACCUCGAAAGGUAA